AUGGCUAGUCACGACAGCAGUGGUGGCUUCAGCUCUUCAUCCGCUGGCGAUGCGGUGAAGUCGGCCCAAGCAGCCACCGACAGCGUCCAGGGGUUGCUUCGCGCUGCACGUCAAAAUCCGGAGAAGGAGCUCGGCAUCCCAUCAGAUGAGCUGGAGAGACGUCAGAGAGAGGCGUGUACGGCACGCCAGUUUGUGAGCGAGUCUACAAGCCGUAAGUUCGAGGUGAAGAGCUCGGCGCGAGCGCAGCAGAUUAUGAACCAGGGGAUUGACAAGUACCAGCGAGAAAAACGGCAGAGGGACCUGAGGCACAAUCUGUCCAUGCUGCGCAAACUGCAGGUGGUGCUGUGCGUCUUCGGCGCCGGCUUGUUUGGUUGGCUGACCGUGACGUAUCUGCUGCCGCGUUACUUUGCCGUGCAAGACCGCCAACGUCGCAUGCAGUUGCGAUACGAGCUCGCGCAGCGGAGCCUGGAGGGCAUCGGCGACAGUGAUGCUGCCGUCGCCGCGGCCGCGUCACCGGUUGGCCCGGUGGUGCGCGUCUUUCGCGUGGAGGACGGAGGUGAGGGUGGGAUGAAGCGCACCAUUCAGUGA
Leishmania mexicana MHOM/GT/2001/U1103 is the source of this 588-nucleotide messenger RNA. RefSeq lists its product as hypothetical. The coding region runs from base 1 to 588 and encodes 195 amino acids. The transcript has a single exon. NCBI's taxonomy places the organism in Eukaryota, Euglenozoa, Kinetoplastea, Trypanosomatida, Trypanosomatidae. The record is from RefSeq and is a predicted model, not a curated record.